Messenger RNA from Prosopis cineraria, 1173 nucleotides. Its product is annotated as histone deacetylase HDT1-like. Lineage: Eukaryota; Viridiplantae; Streptophyta; Magnoliopsida; Fabales; Fabaceae. Bases 73 to 960 code for a protein of 295 amino acids. The record is from RefSeq and is a predicted model, not a curated record. The transcript has 10 exons.
AUCGGUAUCUGCCCAUUGUUGGGUUCGGUCUGAAAACCCUAUUCGUCUUCGAAUCACUUCCUCGUUACUGCAAUGGAGUUCUGGGGCGUUGAGGUCAAGGCUGGGGCACCUGUUGAAGUAGAUCCAGAUGACUUUGAUAAAUGCAUACACCUGUCUCAGGCUGCUCUUGGUGAGGCAAAGAAUAAAGCAAGUGAACCUGUGAUCCUUUAUCUGAAGUUUGGUGACCAGAAGCUUGUUUUAGGAACCCUUUCCCAGGAGAAAUUCCCUCAACUAUCUUUUGAUUUGGUUCUAGAGAAAAAGUUUGAGCUCUCUCACAAUUGGAAACAUGGAAGUGUUUAUUUCUGUGGUUACAAAGCGGAAUUACCAGGGGAGAUCGAUGAGGACUUCACUGACAGCGAGGAUGAUGAGGAUAUCCCGGUGAUGACCAGAGAUAAUGCAAAACCUGAUAUAAAGCCUGAAGUAGCAAAGGCUGCCGCAUCUAAAAGUAAUGAUGUCAAGCUUGCUGAUUCAAAGAAGCAAGUGAAGGUUGUGGAUCCAAAGAAAGAUGAAGAUGAAUCUGAAGAUGAUGAGGAUGAUGAAUCAGAUGACGAGGUUGAUGAUGACAGUUCUGAUGAGGAAAUGGUUGGCGGCCUUGUUGAUGGUGGUGAUGAUGAGAGUGAUGAAGAUGAUGAUGAAACCCCUCCUAAGAAGGCUGAUCAGGCUAAGAAGAGACCUAACGACUCUGCAAUGAAAACUCCUGUCCCUGCCAAGAAAGCGAAAUCUGCUACCCCUCAAAAGACUGAUGGUAAGAAGGGUGGCCAUGUAGCCACUCCUCAUCCUCUGAAGAAGGAAGGAAAGACUCCAAAAAGUGACCAAACUCCCAAAUCCGGUGGACAGUUUGCCUGCAAAUCUUGUAGCAAGACUUUUACCUCAGAAGGGGGUCUGCAACAACAUUCGAAGGCUAAGCAUGGGGGUCAGUGAUACUAAGUACUAGCAUCUACAAGUUAUAUUUUGUUUAUUAGGAAUUAGGUAUUACCAUGAGUGCGGUGAGGACAUUAGGUUGUUAUCCUUGCUAUUUUGGUCUCAUAGUAAACAUUGGCAUUGGUGUGCAUGAGGUGUCUAAACUUGUUUGACUGUUGGUUGACAUUACUGAGCUCCUAAAUGUUUGUGUUUAUAAAACUUCAAUUUAAAUCA